Messenger RNA from Prunus armeniaca (apricot), 252 nucleotides. Lineage: Eukaryota; Viridiplantae; Streptophyta; Magnoliopsida; Rosales; Rosaceae. The record is from the annotation of a GenBank genome assembly.
AUGAGAGCGGCCAUUAUGCCAAUGGGAAAGAACAAGAGCAUCAACGGCGGAGGAGGCAGCGGAGGCAGCAACAACGGCAGAACCACCAUGAACAACGCUAGACCCGCCAACACCAGAACAGACCCCAAGCUCAUACACUGCACCAUGACCACCUACGACCUCCGACGAACAUUUCUCUCCCUCCCCAAACGACAAUGCCACGUCAGCAAACGAGAACAGCGAGCAGCAGCGAGAAUGGCAACGAAUUUAUGA